AUGAAUGGUCAUGUGGAUCUUUCGCGUGGUUUAGCAGCUGCUCCUCCAACACCAAGAAGUAUUUCGGAUUUCAUGACACUUGUUCGAGAAGAAGCAGCUCGACAAGCAAAUGCUCCAUUUUUGGAACAGCUAAGUGCAAAGCCAAGUAAGGAUCUCGAAACGAAAUUUAACGGUUAUAAAUUCAAAAAGAUUCGUAAAGCAGGCGAAGGAGGCUUUUCAACCGUUUGGGUUGUUAGAGGACCUUAUGCAGCUCCUGAUCCUCUCAAUCCUGGCGCAUACAUUGACGUAGCCGAGCAGGAUCAAGCAUAUUUUGCCAUGAAACAGGUAACGUUGAAGAAGAUGGAACAAGUCAGCAGGGAAGAAGUGUUGGAAGAGUGCAACCUACUACAAACUUUGGCUUCGAAACGCAACAAUGAGGAUUUCAUCUUGCGGUUCUUCGGUUGGAAAAGUUCAACUGGCAGCUUGAAGAUCUUG
Molecule: messenger RNA, 474 nt
Organism: Meira miltonrushii
Lineage: Eukaryota; Fungi; Basidiomycota; Exobasidiomycetes; Exobasidiales; Brachybasidiaceae
Exons: 1
Biological process (GO): protein phosphorylation
Molecular function (GO): protein kinase activity; ATP binding
Source: RefSeq, a predicted model, not a curated record